Molecule: messenger RNA, 3429 nt
Organism: Thunnus maccoyii (southern bluefin tuna)
Lineage: Eukaryota; Metazoa; Chordata; Actinopteri; Scombriformes; Scombridae
Gene: slco2a1
Product: solute carrier organic anion transporter family, member 2A1
Exons: 14
Coding region: 809-2671 (620 amino acids)
Biological process (GO): transmembrane transport; sodium-independent organic anion transport; prostaglandin transport
Cellular component (GO): membrane
Molecular function (GO): prostaglandin transmembrane transporter activity; protein binding
Source: RefSeq, a predicted model, not a curated record
GUACAGAAAACAUAACAGUUAAUAAAUAAAAUUAUACAUUAGGGGAGGGGGGAUGCCUGGGUGGACUUGUGACCUCGGUAUUCUUAAGAUCCUGGCUACGGCCCUGCUAGCAGUGACUGUUAUUUGUCCAUUAAGGCUUAUUGUAGAUAUAUAUUUAUCUUUAGCAGCUUUAGUUUUGGUUCGCCUUUUAGUUCCUCUACCUGUAAGUAAAAUAUCUCAACCCCGCUCCCCUGGAAUAAGUUAACACCUAGUUAAACGGUGGUAGAGAAAUAAUAAACCCUCGAUAGCUACACUGAAACUCUGCUUAUACAGGUUGACUCAUUAGCAGUAGCUUCUCUCUCUCAGUGGGCCCACCACUCAUUAGCUUCAGGCGGGAACAGAUCCGGAGUGCCGCAUUCCACAAUUAAUGAAACAGUGAGCCUGUUUGAGCUGCUGGAGAACAAAGUAGGGCUUUAAUGAGAGGAUGACUACACAUAACAUUCCUUCAAACUAUUCUUUAUCAAGUGUACGUCAAAUAAUUUGUGAGUAACGGUGACGAGUCAUUUUUAAUGUCAGAAUUAACAGGCUCGGACACGCACGCGCUCACAGGUGAGUAUCACACGGGCUAGCGGGUGACGCAGCCAAUCAGCGCGAGACUGUCUGUUACCAAUUCACAACUUUCAAAACAUUUGCGCGUGGGGCCGUGUGGGCUGAGUCCAAUUACAUCACCGGCAGUCAUAAAAAAGCAGUCCAGCUCACCGGGGGGAAAACAAAGACAUCAACCUCUGACACAAACCUCGAGAGGCACAUUUCUGCACGAGCUCAACUAAUGGACUUACGUUCCGCCAAAGACAUGAGACCAAGGACGCUGUGCCGCAGCAUAAAGCUGUUCGUCCUGUGCCACGGAAUGCUGCAGUUCUCUCAGCUGCUGUACAGUGCCUACUUCAAGAGCACCAUCACCACGAUCGAGAGACGCUAUGGCCUCAGCAGCUACUCCUCGGGAACCAUUUCCUCUCUCAACGAGAUCAGUAACAGUGUGCUGAUCGUGUUCGUGAGCUACUUCGGAAAUCGGGUUCACCGUCCUCGUGUCAUUGGAAUCGGUGGACUGAUGAUGUCUGUCAGUGCCAUGAUCCUGACCAUACCUCACUUUGUAUCCCAGCGCUACAGCUACGAUUCUGUUUUACACAACCGCCAUGAUAUUUGCAACCUGCAGGGGAACUCGAGCAACUUGGAGUCUUGUGGCCGUGACGAGAGCAGGCGUCUGGUCGACUCCAACAACCUAUGGCUGCUCAUGGCCAGCGCUCAGCUGCUCUUCGGUGUGGGCUCGGUGCCCAUCCAGCCCUUUGGGAUUUCCUACAUAGAUGAUUUUGCUAGACCUGGCAACUCCCCUCUUUACAUAGCUAUCCUGUUUGCAGUAUCUGUAUUUGGACCUGCCAUUGGCUACCUGCUGGGCUCAGUCUUUCUGCGAAUCUAUGUGGACGUGGACAAACUUGGUUUUGGAGCUGAACAAGAGCUCAGACAAGGUGAUCCCCGCUGGGUUGGAGCCUGGUGGAUGGGCCUGCUCGUUACUGCUGGCUUCCUGUUUCUCACCUCCAUCCCCUACUUCUUCUUCCCUCGAACAAUGCCUUCAGAGGAAAAUAUGAUUGGAGAUGAAACUGACAUGAGUGAUGACUUCAAGAAGCCAGAUGUCUCUUUACUUGAUUUCCUGAAGAUGUUUCCCAGGAUGUUUGUCCACCUCCUGCUGAGCCCGCUCUUUCUGAUGCUGGUCCUGGCCCAGUGCUGCUUCUCUUCAGUGAUAGCAGGUCUCUCCACGUUCCUGAACAAGUUUCUGGAGCGACAGUACAGUGCUUCACUCGCCUACAGCAGCAUGUUAGUAGGUGCUCUGAAUCUACCAGCAGUAGCAGUGGGGAUGCUGGUGGGCGGGAUCAUCAUGAAGAGGACAGGUCUCUCUCUGAAGACCAUCCCGCGCUUCUCAGUGGUCAUGCUGACCAUCUCCACCCUCCUCUGCAUCCCGCUCUUCUUCAUGGGCUGCCCCACCCAGAAAGUCUCAGAAAUCAAUUACUCCCAAAACGGACAGCAGGGCUUGUGUCACUCCAACUGCUCCUGUCCUGGCAGUGCCUUCAACCCUGUAUGUGGCUCGGAUGGUAUCGAGUACAUUUCUCCUUGUCAUGCAGGCUGCACCAAUUUCACCAAAGACUCCAACAACACCAAUAGGGUUCAGCUUUACACCAACUGCAGGUGUAUAUCUGGGGGCCAGGGUCAUGCCAAACCAGCUCCCUGUCCAAACAACUGCAAACAUUUACUUCUCCCCGUCAUACUUGUCAUCUCACUGGCAUCACUGGUCGCCUGCCUCACUCACAACCCCAUGUACAUGAUGGUGCUCAGAAGCGUUCCCUCUGAAGAGAAGUCGUUUGCUAUAGGGAUUCAGUUUUUACUCAUGAGAGUAUUGGCCUGGCUACCAGCACCUGCUCUCUUCGGGAUGGCCAUUGAUACGUCAUGUAUCUGGUGGAAGCGUGUGUGCGGAAAGAAGUUUAGCUGUGGUUACUAUGACAACAACAUCUUGAGGAACCGGUACUUGGGCUUACAGGUGGGCUAUAAGGUCAUGGGCGUCUUCCUGCUGGCGAUGCUGGGGUGGAAGGUGCAGCGGACCCAGGAGUACAGUCUGGAGAAGAGGUCCGAAAGUCUACUGUGACCCCGCUGAGACUCCCUGUUGAUCCAAGCCUCUGUUUCUGAAAGCUUUGCUGUGGUGUUAAACAUUUUGAAGAACUAUGUGCUGCACAAAGCUGUGUAAGUGUGAGAAAGCCACCAUGAAGAUGACGUGCCUACACUGACCUCAAUUUCUUCCCUACCUGGGGCCUCACUGGUUGGAGUUAGGAUAUACAUUUUCCAAAUGGGAAAAUUUCUGCUGCUUUUGGAUGCAUUUAAUGGCAUGAUUUAAAGAUUAUAAUUGGAAUUACUCUGACAAUAUGACCAACUCAUUACAAGUUAAGACAGGACAGCUAAAACACGUCUUGUGUGGUACCUCACAACAUUUACAUGCAUCUGAGACCAGUGACGAGAGUCUGACUGAUGAUCAAAUAACAGAUAUUGGAAAUAUCUUUGUUUAUUACUUGUUCCUGUAAGGUAGGAAUCUAUUCAGGUUUCUAUUUGCAAUGGGAACAUACUUUGUAACUAAUUAACUGUAUAGCUUAAUAUUUAAGUUUAUUUUUUAUAGAUGUUUGUCUCAUACGCAGAGACAUCUGUGAUAACUGCAAUACUCAUUUCAUAUAUAAUCAUGUAACACUUGAUUUAUUGCAAUGCUAAUACAUUUUUGAAUAUUUAGUACAUACAUGCACAUACAUACACUGUUACUCAUAAAUGGAAUUAAUCACACACAUUAUGUGGAGUGCAUACAUGUGUAAUGAAUUACUGGUUAAUAAAAAUAUACAGUACAAUUAAUCAAAUCUCUAA